AUGUAUUUUGAAAUUGUUCAUCGACCAAUUAAUGAUUAUUGUCCGAAAAUAACAAUAACACCAGUAUCAAGUACAAUAGUAGUACUAACACUGAUUGAACCGACUUUAUCAAUAAAUACACCUAUUUAUGUUAUACUUGGUAUUGCAUCACUGACACGAAGUUUUCAAAUUUGUACCGAUGAAUCAUAUAUAAUUGAAUGUUCAAAUGAUUAUGUUAUCGCAAUUACAACAAAUAUAUAUGGUGUCACUUCAUCAGAUCAAUGUGAAAGACACAAUGCAAUUAAACAUUGUGUUAUUACAACAAAUCCACUAUUUUUAUGUCAUCAAACAUGUCUUCAUAUCAAUAGUCCAUGUCGAAAUGAUGGUUCAAAAACAACUAUUCACGUUGAUUGUACUGGUCGAUUUCAAAGUUAUAAUUAUCCAACUUUAACACCAAUGAAUUAUGCAUAUCGAUUAAAAACUAAACCUGGUUAUCUAAUGCAUCUAUAUGCAUUAGAUAUUAGUUUAAAUCAUUAUGUAGCUGAUGGUAAAUCAAAUAAGAUAACAUUUAUUGAAGAUAAUGAAAAUCAAGGUUUAGAUUUUUCUGAACAACGAACACAUAAUUUCAUUUAUUCAAGUUGUUUAAAUGAACUUGAUUUACGUUAUCAGAUAACUGAUGCUUCACAAAUGUUUUCCUAUGAAGAAGAAGGGGUUUUAUCAAUAUCAACUAAUUCAACACUUAUUCAUACAACACCAAAAACACCACAAACAAUAUUGUUAACAAAUGUUUCAUUUAUAGGUUCACUUGAUGAAAUUGAAUAUGAUAUAUGUUAUGGUGACACCUUAACUCGUACUUGUCCAUCUGGAUAUAUAUUUAUGAUACUUGAUAUAUAUUAUGGUGUUAAAAGUCAAACAUCAAAUAAAUGUGGAUUUGUUCAGGAUGAUUGUGUACAAGAAACAACAUCAACAAUAACGCAAUGUCAGCAUGAUUUACUUAGUUGUUGUUUAUCCUAUUCAACUAAACGUCGAUUAGCUCAUUAUCGACCACCAAAUGCAACAAUGCUUCAAAAUCUAACUGAUCCAUGGUGCUUAUUAACGAAUAAUUUUGAUAAAGAUCAUCAAUGGGUUUUUUGUGAUAUAGAUGUUACAGAUUCAACAUUUUAUGAUAUAUGUCGAAGUCAAUUACAAACACUUAAAUGUUCAUCUAGUUAUAUUAUUGAUAUAAUAACUGCUGACUAUGCAGCUAAACCAGAUGGAAUUACAGGAACAAUGUCAUGCAUUUAUAAUUAA
Molecule: messenger RNA, 1269 nt
Organism: Rotaria sp. Silwood2
Lineage: Eukaryota; Metazoa; Rotifera; Eurotatoria; Philodinida; Philodinidae
Source: the annotation of a GenBank genome assembly